AUGCGGUCAGACCAGCCAAGGACGCCACGACUUCGGCGGAAGAAGGCGACGGCUUGUCAAAGAUGCAGAGCGAGAAAGCAAAGGUGCGAUGCUCAUGACCAGGGGGGAACUUGCCGGAACUGCAGGUCGGCCAAAGCUGAAUGUGUACCCGCUACUUAUGAGCCUACUGACACCUACUCGGUCUCGUAUGUCAAGGAUCUUGAGCAACAAGUCGCGAAUUUCCAUUCUCGCCUCCCUCAACAGCCUUCUGAGACAACGGCCCAAGUACACACUGGUCCUAGUACCCUUCUGGCUCGAAACACACAAGGAAACAUCUACGCAGAGAUCCAGGGCUUCAAUGAUCCCAUAAACGCAUUCUGUCUGCCCCCAAUACACUCCCACGAAAACACAGCCUUUCCCUUUGACUUCUCAUACCCAGAUGAGAACCUGUUCUCUAUCGUCCAGGAACCAACUACACAAGUAAUCAACACGGUAGAACCAAGAAGCUACUGCACAGUAGACCCAUCAGCGGACGCUGCAAUGGCUGAUGUUUCGGUUCGUGAAUGCGCUUCGUUCUUCCAGACGUACUUUGAGACCAUUCACCUCGCUAUCCCUUUCUCGACGUGGAGGAGUGCAGCACAGCAUACUUCAAAUGGAAAACGGGCGAGAUUAAAACCUGUAGCAACAGAGACUGGCCCAUGUAUCAUCGCCAAUGGUGCCAUCCUACAAAACGCAUGGCUCGAUCACACAGCCCGCCGACAGCGCCAGGGAUUUGAUGUUCAAGAACAAAGCAUUCUAUCGGAUGACUCUUUGAACCCGUCUCGGAGAAUCCAGUUUUUGCUUCUCCAUGCCUUCCUCGCACUCCAUGGCGAAAACACUGAGCGGAUCGUCCAUAUCGUCGGGGUGGCGAUGCGUUUUGCCGUCCUGCAUGGCUUUCAUCGCCUAACCAACGAUGGGACUGACGAAGCAGAUAUGAAGAUCAAAGCUUGGUGGUCCAUAUACUGCCUGGAUAAAGUUGUGGCGAUAACACUACGCAUCCCCCCUUAUCCACCGGACGAAUGGAUUGAGACACCAUCAUACGAAGCCAAGCCCGACCCUCAAUUCUUCAUGCCCUGGGCUGCUGAUUCACCGGGUCUCUCAGAUGGAGUGCUCUACAAUUUUGAUCUACGUUAUUUUGCCCAUAUGUGCCGCAUCAGACGGCUUCAUUCGGAGAUUCUUACCACAACGCGACGACUACCUCCAGAUUCCAAGAUUUUGCGUCUGCGUGAGUUGCGGGCCGAGAUCGACAAAUGGGCUAAGAGUGAUGAGGUGUUUGCGAAUGAGGAGGGGCAUGCGAGCCCUCUUGGCGUGGUUUACGUCGGACACAUGACCCGAGUCCUGCUGUACAGCUCCAUCUCCAUCGAAGCCUCAUCAGAAAUCGUUGAUGAGCUUCUUCAAGCCUGCUGUGACGCUUGUGCAACCUUUAGGGCUCUCCAAAAGAGAAAACAUCUGCCCAGGCACUGGUUUGAUAUGCUAUUUAUAUUCCAAAUAGGUGUCACGAUGAUAUACAUCGUCUGGCGGCGGGAAAUUACGUUAUCAAAGGCUGUUGACCGUGCCAUUAGAGACUGCGCGGCCAUACUCUCUAUAUUCGCUGAUCGGUCGCAGAAUGCAGACGUGUACCGUGACUGCAUGGACCUUCUUGCGAGCAGUGUAUCGAGAGCUACUCAACCGGUAAGCAUCGACGCGGAAUCUAGGCGGGAGCUUGCAGUACUGGUUGGCCAGGUUGAGGAAAACAGGCUUGCUUCUCACAUACAUUCCCAACUGUUGGAUAUGUGCAAGGACAACACCAUUGAUGGUCAAUAA
Messenger RNA from Clonostachys rhizophaga, 1821 nucleotides. The record is from the annotation of a GenBank genome assembly. NCBI's taxonomy places the organism in Eukaryota, Fungi, Ascomycota, Sordariomycetes, Hypocreales, Bionectriaceae.